AUGACCGUCAUCGAAAACCCCUUUCCUAUCCCCACUCAGCUGUUUAUCAAUGGCGAAGUAGGUAUCAUGCCUUAUAAACUCAAAACAUUAGGUACUGACGAGGAAAAGUUCACAGAGUCGAGCUCCCCCGAGCGAUUCUCCAUCUACAACCCAGCCGAUGGCAGUCUCGUCACCGAUAAGAUCCAAUAUGCCGUAUCGGAUGAUGUCGACCAGGCAGUGCGCAGUGCCCAGGCUGCAUUCCGGAACAAGGCCUGGGCUGGAAUCACGUCCCAAGAACGAGGUCGCGUUCUGAAGCGCAUUGCCAAAGCCAUUGAAGAGAACAAGGAGGAGCUUGCCUGGUUGGACCGAAUCGCCAUGGGCAAGCCCGUUACCAAUGGUAUCGGCGAAGCGCAGUUCACGGCCGAUAUAUUCGAAUACUACGCCGGUUGGGCCGACAAGCACGCCGGCGAGACCUUCCCCGCUGACGAUGGAUUCCUCAAGAUUGUCCAGCACGAGCCACUCGGUGUCUGCGCCGGCAUCCUGCCCUGGAACGGCCCCAUGGCCACGACCGCCUUCAAAGCCGCCCCGGCCCUAGCCACCGGAAACGUCAUCAUCCUCAAGCCGAGCGAGAAGAGUCCCCUCUCGGCCCUGCGUCUGGCAUCCCUCCUGACGGACAUUCUCCCUCCGGGUGUCCUCCAAGUCCUCAACGGCGCCGGAGCCACGGGCGAGCUCCUCGCGCGACAUCCUGACAUCCGCAAGAUCAGCUUCACGGGAUCCGGCCUAACGGGCAAGAAGAUCCAGCGCGCCGCCGCAGAAAGCAACCUGAAGCGUGUGACGCUCGAACUCGGAGGCAAGACACCGGCGGGGAUCUUUGACGACUGCAACCUCGACAACGCAGUCCAAUGGGCCACGAAAGCCAUCACCUCAAAUUCCGGACAGAUCUGCAUCGCGGCGUCCCGCGUCUACGUCCAGGAGAGCAUCGCAGAGAAAUUCAUCGCCGCAUUCGUCGAAAGCAUCAAGGCCUCGGCCGAAAACAUCGGCGACCCAAACAGCAAAGAUACCCAGUUCGGGCCAUUGGCCGAUAAAGCGCAGUUCACGCGAGUGCAGACCUUCUUCAGCGAAGACGCGGGCAAAACACAAAUCCUGACAGGCGGCAAACAGCACGGCGAAACGGGCUACUUCUUUGAGCCCACGGUGCUGUAUAACCCAGAUCCGCAGGCAGCGGUGUACAGGAACGAGAUCUUCGGGCCUGUGGCGUGCGUGCGGACGUUCAAGGACGAGGAGGAUUUUCUGCAGAUGGCGAACGAUACCGAGUAUGGGUUGAAUGCGGCGGUGUUUACGAAGGAUAUCAACCGGGCCAUGAGGAUUAGCUCGCGGCUGGAGAGCGGCACGGUGGGUAUUAAUUGUGUGACGAUGCUGCAUUAUCAGGUGCCGUUUGGAGGGUCGAAGCAGUCGGGCUUUGGUAGGGAGCUUGGGGCUUAUGGGUUGAAGUCGUAUACGGAGCCGAAGUCGAUCUAUGUUAAUCUGAACAGCUAG
Molecule: messenger RNA, 1515 nt
Organism: Aspergillus melleus
Lineage: Eukaryota; Fungi; Ascomycota; Eurotiomycetes; Eurotiales; Aspergillaceae
Product: aldehyde dehydrogenase family protein
Exons: 3
Coding region: 1-1515 (504 amino acids)
Molecular function (GO): aldehyde dehydrogenase (NAD+) activity
Source: RefSeq, a predicted model, not a curated record